AUGCGAGUUACCGUAUCUGCCAUCAAGGCAGACGUGGGCGGAGUGGGCGGCCACACAAAGCCCAGCGACGGCCUGCUGGACGCGGUCAGGAACACCAUCGAGUCAGCCAAGGACAUGCUGAUCGACUACUACAUCGGGUACUGCGGCGACGACGUCCACAUACUCAUGACCCACACCCGGGGCACCGACGACAGCAAGAUCCACAAGCUGGCCUGGAGCGCCUUUGAGGAGGGAACCCGGGUCGCCAAGGAGGAGGGGCUCUACGGCGCGGGCCAGGACCUGCUCAAGGACUCGUUCUCCGGCAACGUAAAGGGCAUGGGUCCCGGCGUGGCGGAGAUGGAGUUUGAGGAGAGGGCCAACGAGGCGUUUGUCGUCUUUGCGGCAGACAAGACCGAGCCUGGCGCGUUCAACUACCCGUUCUACAGGCUGUUCGUGGACGCGCUGAGCAACACGGGCCUGAUCGUAAACGAGUCCCUGGCGCGGGGGGUCAUAUUCAACAUAAUGGACGUGGAGGAGGGAAAGAUAGCCCGCCUGACGCUGUGGGAGGACAAGCCCACCGUGGAGGCGGCGCUGAUGUACCCCGGAAGGUACGUGGUCUCCUCCAUCGAGACAAGGGACGGCGAGCCCAUAGUCGCCGCGUCGACUGACCGGCUGCACAACAUAGCCGGCACCUACGUGGGAAAGGACGAUCCCAUAUGCGUGAUCAGGACGCAGAAGAACUUUCCUGCCACCGAGGAGGCAGGCAGCGUAUUCAACAACCCGCACUAUGUCGCAGGCAACACCAGGGGAAGCCACAACAUGCCGCUGAUGCCGGUCCGGCUCAACUCCGCUGCCACCAUCAACUUUUGCAUCCCCAUCGUGGAGUCGCUGGUCUUCAGCAUGCACGGCGGCAAGCUCACGGGGCCCUUUGACGGGUUCUCCACCCCGGACUGGGAUCACAUACGCGAGAUCGCCACCAAGAAGGCGCUGGCGAUGAGAAGCCAGGGGUUCCUGCACCCGGCCACGCUGGUUCCAGACGAGCUGGAGUACGCCCAGGGGUACCGCGCCCGGAUGGACAUGCUAAAGGAGAAGAUGAAGCCGGUGGAGGAUGCCUCCGCGGGCCAGAAGAGAGGAUCCUACGAGGAUCCCGACUAG
Molecule: messenger RNA, 1134 nt
Organism: Geodia barretti
Lineage: Eukaryota; Metazoa; Porifera; Demospongiae; Tetractinellida; Geodiidae
Source: the annotation of a GenBank genome assembly